Symbiodinium sp. CCMP2592 is the source of this 1155-nucleotide messenger RNA. The record is from the annotation of a GenBank genome assembly. Lineage: Eukaryota; Dinophyceae; Suessiales; Symbiodiniaceae.
AUGAGCCUGCCAAUGACUGCAGGUACAUUGAGCCGAUGGAGUCCUGGAGCUCCGAUCAUACAGACGACCGCAAUGCCUGCUGCCGGUGGAGAGCUGUCCUCGCUUCUCACCGAGGUGGCGAAGAACCGUGCCGAAGCUGCCGAGCUGCGGUUGCGUCUCAUGCACCAGGGAGCGGCUCCAGCGGUGCAGGCGCAACCUGUGAAGGUGCAAGACACCCUGCAGCAACAGCAACGCCUCAUAAGCUGGCAACCUCCGGUUCAGGCCGCCUCCGCCCACGAGGCUGUGGUCGCAGAUGCCGCCAAGGAUGUGCGGGCUCGUUUGGCCCGCCUCCGCAACGAGAUCGCCCAAGAAGAUGUAAAGGUGCCCCAGCAGCGUGCAGCGGGCACGGCUGACAAGCGGCCGAGGCCGAAAGUCGGCACAAAGUCCCCUAUCCAGAGGCGGGCUAGGCCCUCGGCAGAGGCGCCCGAGUCCGAGCCGCGGCCUGCUCGAAUGCGCCAGCGCCAGUCGCGGCCCACUUCACCAGCUUCCUCGAUGAGGAGCUACGCGUCGGCCCACAGCGCAGCUGCCUUGCGGACGUGCACGUCCGUGCCAGAGUACAGGCUCAAGCCACCAGAGCCACAGUUUCUCUUUAGCCUGCCGCUGAGCGUCUACACAGGUCCGAAGCAGCUUGUCGAUCUCACCUUUAAGUCCGGGCGUGGUGACAGCCGCUCGCCAAGCCCGCAGUCUCGGAGAGCGAAUGGUGAUGCGAGGAGUCCUCCGCGCCGAUCCACUGGAGGCGCGCCAUCAUCCGCAGCAGGCUACGGCGGCUACGGUACGCCCUCCUCCGCUGCGCAGUCUCUGCGUCCGGCGCAGAGGAUGUCGACGCAGACUGAACGCCUAGGCAUGUCGCCGCCCGGCUCGCCGCGCUCCACAAGCCCUUUCGGCACGCCAGGCUCUGCGGCAUUCGCAUGGCCGCCGCCUGCAAACCUCCAGCAGGCUAUACCGGCCCGCUGCAGCUCCCCGUACCGGGUCGUUUCUGCUCCGCGGGCUGUGUCUCCAAUACAGGCGUCGCAGCAGCGGGCCCUUUCGCCUCCCCAGGUGCUGACGGCAAUGCGGCCGGCCUCCCCUCAGGUAGCUUCACUUCCUGGGGCAGCGUCAGCUCCAGUGGCUGCCUGA